AUGAAGUCCCUCAGCUUCGUCGCAGCUGGCUUGGUCCUGGGCCUGCCCCAGACCUUGGCCGCACCGAGCAAGUCCCAGAUCAAGUGGGGGAAAUGCAACCUGCCCUGGGGCAAGGACACCGAUGCUGCCAUCUAUGGCGAUGUUGAGUGCGCAACCCUCAAGGCUCCUCUCGACUACACCAAGCCUGAUAACGGAAAGACCAUCGAUCUGCAGCUUGCUAGGGUCAAGGCGAAGGUGCAGCCGGCCAGGGGCAGCGUCUUUUAUAACCCGGGUGGCCCUGGAACUUCGGCUGUUGAGUACCUUGUAACCAGUACAGAAGACUAUUACAACGUUCUCGGUGGUCAAUACAACUUGGUUGCUGUUGAUCCACGUGGAACCGGCCGAACCAUCCCCUUUAACUGCUCAAUCGAAGAGGAAGAAGAGGGUGACAAGAAAGCCGCAACGUCAAAGCUAUCACGCCGUUUUGACGUUCUCCCACAGGCCAAUACCUGGCCUACCUUCAAGGGUGAGACUUGGGACCAGUUGGGCGAGAGGGCAAAGCAGUGCUACAAGGCCCGGAAGGAGACUGGCGCCUUCAUCGGCACAGCGUUCAGUGCUCGAGAUAUCAUGGCUGCUGUCGAUGCCUUGGGCGAGGAUGGCAAGCUGAGGUACUGGGGCAUCUCGUACGGCACUGUCCUGGGACAAACCCUCGCCGGCAUGUUUCCCGACCGCAUCGACCGGAUGGUCCUUGAUGGCACUGUCAUGAUCGACGAGUACGUCAUGGGCCUAAACCCUUCCCUUGUCAAGGAUACCGAGAGGUCUCUGCUGCACCUUGUUGAAGAGUGCGUCGACUCUGGCCCCAAGCUUUGCAAGCUGGCCGACUGGGCGGGGUCCAACACAACUGUCGAGGUCCUGACCAUAGCCAUUGAAGAAGUCUGGACCGAGUUGAUCAAGGUUUCCAAGAUUCCAGAGAAGUGGGGUCUUCCCAAGGAAACAGGUUAUUUCCAGGGCGGUGUUUCGUUCCUGGUCAGCAUAAAAAACCACAUCCAGCAAGCCCUUUAUGACCCUGACAAGUUCAUCGAUCUCAUCGACUUCCUUGAGAAGAUGCUUGACGGCGAAUGGAAGGAAGUCUAUGAAAUCAUGAAUCCUAGCACAGAAGGAGAAGAGGAAGAAGAGCCGACUGAGAAGUGGAACUGGGGCGAGGACGAUGCACUGAACGGAAUCUACUGCAGCGACCAGGCUUACCGCGCCGAAACGGUUGACGACCUCUACUCAGCCUGGGCGCUUCACUCGGAGCAGAGCUCUUUCAGCGACGCCGGCGCUAGUGGAGAGCUCAACUGUGCCCGAUGGCCGUUCAAGGCGGCAGAGACGAUCGACAUGAACAAGUUCAAGCACGUCAACACAAGGGUGCCCAUCCUGUUCGUCAACAGCAGAUACGACCCGGUUACCCCCUUGGUCUCGGCUUACGAGGCUUCCACCCGCUUCAACGGAAGCAGAGUUGUGGUCCACGAGGGCGAGGGUCACGGUAUUCACGGAAACCCGUCAGUGUGCACGUACACCGCCAUUAUAAAUUACUUCAAGAACGGUCGGCUGCCAAAGCCUGGCGUCUCAUGCCCGGUCAAGACCCCGAUCUUCCAGUUCUUGAAGGAGAAAGCAGCGGCUCAAACCGAGACCGAGUCGGGAUAA
This is a messenger RNA of Fusarium falciforme, 1665 nucleotides long. RefSeq lists its product as hypothetical. Lineage: Eukaryota; Fungi; Ascomycota; Sordariomycetes; Hypocreales; Nectriaceae. The transcript has 4 exons. The record is from RefSeq and is a predicted model, not a curated record. Bases 1 to 1665 code for a protein of 554 amino acids.